GGUUCCGCAACCAACUUCCCUGUCAAUACUCCGUUCUCGUUAUUUCUUAUCCCCACACACGCGCGCACGGCGACGAAGCAGUCAGAACGCAUCAGCAGCGGCAGAAGAAGAUUGGAUUGGAUAGCGCAGGCGAGGGCGAGCCCUCACCGUCGUCACCGCCGAUGAGGAACCCGCCCGGCCGGCACCUCCUGCGCGUCGCCACCCGCGCCGUGCGCUCCUCGUCCGGGUUCGGCGGCGCCUCCACGUCCGCCACGUCCCCCGGCGCCGCCUCGUCCGGGGGCCGCCCGCGCAGCCGAGGCGGCGGCGGCGGCGGCAUGCUCCUGCGGGCCACGUCCCCGCCCCCGCCCUCCGCCGUCGCGGCCGCCGCGUGCUGGGAGUCCCGCACGCUGCGCCGCGACGGGGAGGACGACUGGGAGGAGGUCGUCGUCGCCGCGGCCGACGGGGCGGCUCCGGGCGCCGGCGACGCGGAGGUGGACAGCGACUACAGGGUCGUGUUCUGGUCCCCGCCCACCGGGGACGAAGUCCGCGCCGCCUUCUCUAGCAUCCAGGAGGUGUUUGAGGGUUCUUAUUAUGAUGUGAAUUCAGAUGAAACUGAGAAACAACUAGCACUGCUGUCCAACUCAGAGCAUUCCUCAUCAACCAAUUCAUCAGGAUCAGACGAUUGGGUCGAACCUGCUGCAUAUGUUCUCAACUCUACUGCUCUUCUGACCAGGGAGCAUAGGAAUGUUUUGGAUGCCUUCCGUCUAUUGCAAAGAGACCCUAAUGUUCAGAAAAUGGUUAUGUCCUUGUCAUGUGAUAGGACUGUAUGGGAUGCUGUAAUGAAUAACGAGGCAGUGCAAGAAUUCAGGAGAUCUUUCCAGGAUGGCAAAGAAGUUAAUAGAAAGGGAAACUCUUGCGGCCCUGCUGUAGUGCUUAAGUGGAUCCUGGCCAACACCCAGGCAAAAAUAACGGAAUUCUUCGAUAAUAUAGCGAAGAUUGUCAGCAUGCUCUUCCACCCUCAAAGCGACGAAGACAAGCCCGAUCUGUACAGCGAUGCAGUGAAGGUGUCCUUCAUGCUCUCGGUGUUCGUCUUCAUCGUGGUGGCCGUUGCUCGUACCAAUUAUGAGCCGUGGGAUUUCGAAGUGUGGUGAUUGCAAGAUUUCUACGAACACGUUUUGUAGGACAUCACAGGCACACGAAACUUGUACAUUGAUUAUUACUGGGCUGUAAUCAUUUGCUCAUGAAACUGUUGUAAAGGUAUUGUUUGUUUUGACUCUGUUUUUCGUUUCUGUAACUGUAAAGUCAAUGAGGAUUCUUCAUCGUGUGAUGCUUUCCAA
Aegilops tauschii subsp. strangulata is the source of this 1316-nucleotide messenger RNA. RefSeq lists its product as uncharacterized. The record is from RefSeq and is a predicted model, not a curated record. Lineage: Eukaryota; Viridiplantae; Streptophyta; Magnoliopsida; Poales; Poaceae.